This is a messenger RNA of Polistes dominula (European paper wasp), 1519 nucleotides long. RefSeq names its product 3-hydroxyisobutyryl-CoA hydrolase (gene Hibch). NCBI's taxonomy places the organism in Eukaryota, Metazoa, Arthropoda, Insecta, Hymenoptera, Vespidae. Gene Ontology annotation, molecular function: 3-hydroxyisobutyryl-CoA hydrolase activity. Gene Ontology annotation, cellular component: mitochondrion. Gene Ontology annotation, biological process: L-valine catabolic process. The record is from RefSeq and is a predicted model, not a curated record.
AGUUAACGAAAAUAAUGAAUGUAAUAAAUCUUGUUGUUUUGUUAGGGUUCUUAUAAAUUACGAGGUAUCAAUAAUGUCUGUUAUUUUUAAACAGAACAAUUUAACAAUCAUGUUUAAAUUUGGAUUGUCAAAGAAGUUCGACAUUCGAAGACUAAUUCAUAAAACAAGUUGUAAUAAAGAUUCGAAUAAUAUAAAUGUAACAGAAAAUCUUGCUAAAGCUAACAGAAUAUGGGAAACUUGCUUUUGGGGAGGCUGCGAAAAUGAUAUUAAAAUAAAAGAUUAUGAAGAUACCAGCUUACUCACGUUAGAUAGACCAGAUUCUUUAAAUAGUCUUACACCAGGAAUAUGCAAAAUAAUAAAUGAAAACCUUCAAAAAUGGAAAAGUAGUAAAAAAUUAAUAAUAAUAGAAGGAUCCGGUGAUAAAGCGUUUUGCACCGGUGGGUACCUUAAAAUGCCCCAUGCAUAUCGAGGUAUACAAACAGAACAUUAUGAAUGGAAUAAAUUAAAAACAUUUCAAGAAUAUUAUUCAUUAGGUUAUAACAUCGGUACAUUAAAAGUACCAUUCGUAGCACUGAUGAAUAAUGUAGUAAUGGGAUUAGGAUCAGCAUUAUCUCUCCAAGCUAAAUAUAGAAUUGUUACGGAAAGAUCAAUUUAUGCAAUGCCAGAAGUUGCAAUAGGAUAUUUUCCUGAUGGUACAGCCUGCUACACUUUUCCUAGAUUACAAAAUCACAUAGGUCAUCUUCUAGGUAUUACUGGAUAUAAAUUAAAAGGUAUCGACAUCGUUCAUUCAGGUAUUGCUAGUCAUUUUGUUCCUUCAGAUAAAUUGGAAGAUUUGAAAUACGAAUUGAUCAAGUUCAAUGGAUCCAACAUAGAAGAAAUUAUUAAUAAAUACCAUGUUAAUAAUUCGAGCAAUAAUUUUAGCCUCAAUCCGUACAUAGAUAUAAUUGAAAAUUGUUUCUCAGCACCUACCGUUGAAGAAAUCUUAGAAAGAUUGAAAAAAGAUGAUUCAAAAUGGUCACAAAAACUAAUAAAAAUGAUUAACUUCGCAUCACCAACUUCCUUAAAAUUAAGCUUGCUUAUUAUUCAAAGAGGAAAAGGCUUGGAUCUUGCUGAUUGUGCAAGAAUGGAUUUUAGAAUGGGUUAUCGUUUGCUUUCAUAUGGUUCUGAUAUGUUUGAAGGUAUUCACACUUUCUUUGGAUAUAAUAAAAAACCACAAUGGAAUCCACCAUGUUUAGAGGAUGUAACAAUGGAUAAAGUAAAAAGUUAUUUCGAUAAUUUACCACCGGAAAAAGAAUUAAAAUUAAGCAAUUCAUAAAUAACUGAAGCAAAAAGAUUAGGCAACUAAAUAUUAAUUUAUUUACCUAAUAUGUUCAUUAAUUAAUAAACCUAUUAAAUAAUUUGAACUUUUACAAGUUAGAAUAAAGUAUUAGUAAUUUAGAAUGUCUUCAUAAACUUUCAACAAAUGAUUAAUAAUUUAUUAAAAGAUUUGAAUAGGAAAUGUUUUAGAAAAAAAAAGACA